AUGGGUGAACCAAAUACUGACGGAGGCUACAGGGAACCCUCGCGCUCUAUAUUUGCGCAGCAGGAUCUGCACCACUUUCUGGGAUCUCCUGCCCAGCAGAUGAUUUUGGUUUUUGUAAAGCACUUGAACGAAAGCGUUAAGGGCAAGAAGAUCUCCAGUGAGUACGAAGUGUCACCGAACGUUAAGAAGGCUGUCGAUUUGAUCAAGGAAAUUGAUUCAUGGAUUGACGAAAUUCCGCCCAUUCAGCAGCCUAUGCGCUUUGGGAAUAAAGCCUUUCGAACAUUUUACGACCGAGUCAUAGAAAGAACGUAUGAGAUGCAAAAGAUUAUGCUACCUGAAAAUUUGCGUGGUGCUGUCGUUGAAUUGGCGGCUUAUCUCGGUGAAUCAUUUGGCAACCAAAUUCGAAUCGACUACGGCACAGGCCACGAAACCAGCUUUAUCGUAUGGAUGUGCUGUUUGCACAAGUUGGGCUUUUUUACUGUGUCGGACUUUCCAGCACUAGUGCUAAGGUUGUUCACGUCGUACUUGACACUGAUGCGCCGCCUUCAGAAGUUGUAUAUGCUGGAACCGGCAGGCUCCCACGGCGUGUGGGGUCUGGAUGACUAUCACUGUCUUCCUUUUUACUUUGGAUCCGCUCAGCUGAUUGGACAACACGAUAUUGUUCCAGAAAGCGUGCACGACGAUGACAUUUUACUCGCAAACCACGACGAGUAUUUAUAUCUGGAUGCCAUUAAGUUUAUAAAGGAAGUCAAAGCAGGGUCGCCUUUUGCAGAAACGUCGCCUAUGCUGAAUGAUAUCACUGCUUUGCCAUCGUGGGAGAAGACUAAUGGAGGCAUGCUCAAGCUGUACGAGGGUGAAGUACUGAAGAAACUGCCUGUGAUUCAGCACUUGCGCUUUGGUUCAUUGUUUCCGUGCACAUGGACUCCAUCCCACGAUGCCAGUGAUGGCUCAUAUGUUCCAGGAAGUAUGCUUUCAGGGAUGAGCGUUCGUGCCUCAAACUUAAAUCGGGACGGUGUGUCGACCAAAGCGCCGUGGGUUACGGCUGAAACGCAUGCGGCUACCAAGGACACUGGCAAUGUCACCUUCGCACCAGUGAGUGAUACGUCCAAUCAUUAA
This is a messenger RNA of Plasmopara halstedii, 1116 nucleotides long. Its product is annotated as serine threonine-protein phosphatase 2a regulatory subunit b. Gene Ontology annotation, molecular function: protein tyrosine phosphatase activator activity; peptidyl-prolyl cis-trans isomerase activity. The transcript is spliced from 5 exons. The record is from RefSeq and is a predicted model, not a curated record. The coding region runs from base 1 to 1116 and encodes 371 amino acids. NCBI's taxonomy places the organism in Eukaryota, Oomycota, Peronosporomycetes, Peronosporales, Peronosporaceae. Gene Ontology annotation, biological process: mitotic spindle organization. Gene Ontology annotation, cellular component: protein phosphatase type 2A complex; nucleus; cytoplasm.